CCUAGCCUUUUUUGCUCUCCCACUGCUCGCCCCUCCUGCUCGGCUGCUGCUUCCCCACACCGCCCAGGUAGCUCCACCGCCGGUGGCUCGCUAUACCCACCACCUCCGCCGCUUCCUUCUCGUGCAGGGGAGGUGCAGAACACCCUAGAUCUCUCCCGCGAGCGCGCAUGGCGUCCUCCUCCGAUGAGCAGCCCAAGCCGCCCGAGCCUCCCGCGGCCGCCGUGGCUGUGGCCACCGCCGCGCCGCAGUCCCACGCAGAGUGGGCCGCCUCGAUACAGGCGUUCUACGCCUCCGGGGGGCAUCCCUACGCCGCCUGGCCCGCGCAGCAGCUGAUGGCGGCGGCGGCGGCCUCAGGGACAUCGUACGGCGCGCCGGUGCAGUUCCCCAUGUACCACCCGGGGGCCGCGAUGGCGUACUACGCCCACGCGUCCAUGGCCGCGGGUGUUCCUUACCCGACUGCUGAAGCUGUUGCUGCUGCCGCAGCUGCGCCAGUUGUGGCAGAAGGAAAGGGCAAGGCUAAGGGCGGUGACGUGUCUCCUGAGAAGGGCAGUUCUGCUGCGCCCUCUGGCGACGACGCUUCGCAGAGCUGUGGGAGCGGCAGUGACGAGUCUUCAGACACGAGAGAUUAUGACACUGACCAAAAGGAUUCGUCUGCACCUAAGAAGAGGAAAUCUGGUAAUACCUCAGCGGAAGGUGAACCGUCUCAAGCUGCUGCUGUUCCAUAUGCUGCUGUCGAGUCACCGUAUCAGUUGAAGGGGAGGUCUGCCUCAAAGCUUCCAGUUUCUGCGCCUGGGCGGGCAGCACUUCCCAAUGCCACGCCAAAUCUGAACAUAGGGAUUGAUCUUUGGAGUGCUUCUCAAUCCUUAGCUGUGAUCCCAGUGCAGGGGGAAGCAAAUCCUGGCUUGGCGCUUGCCCGAUGUGAUGGUGUUGGUCAGCUGGAUGAGCGUGAAAUUAAGAGGGAGAGGCGAAAACAAUCUAAUAGGGAGUCUGCGAGGAGAUCAAGGUUACGCAAGCAGGAGGGAUUUAGUGCGCCAUCUCGCUGUCGGAGGCCACAGGAAGGAUUUGGCAUGAUCUCACCUCCUCACCAGAUGCUGCCUUGUUGCAGUUGAAUGGUCACAGUUCACCACGAGCCACCAGUUGAUGGAUCACAUCAUCUCGAGCGCGGAAUCUUAUUAGUGGAUCAGAAGACUAUGGUGACCCGUAGAUCUUCAGAUGUUGAUUUGCAGAGCAGGGCCGGAAUGCGGGGAUUGCAUUCUUCAAAAAGUAUCGUAUCUUCUUUCCCUAGGGAGAAAGCAGAAACCAGUCAAGUAAUGAUAUGCACAUGCAGACAUGCUAGUGUUUGGCCUCUAGGUGGGCUUGACUUUUGUCACCUGAAUCACCGGGCUAUUCCUUAUGCAUUGCAAAGCCCAGUAGUUCAAUAAAUGUGGGUUGCUUAAUAUAUAAUUUGUAUUCUGGUUAUGCUAGUUUCUUGUACUUGGAAAAUAAGCUGAAUACUACAUAUCAAAUCAGGCAAUUUUCUUACAACUGCAGGCAUACCAGUUUUUGACUGGGCUGCCUAUCCUUCCCACACAUUUUGAAAUGUUUGUUGUACUGAAACUCAGUCAAAUUUGCCGUCAAAAUUGCCUUCCAGGAAAGACACCAGUUGUGACAGCUGCAUAAGCCACACCUUCUGUUUUGUAAGCGGAAUACUGAAGUGAGUAGAUGCAGAACGAAUAUUGAACAUUCAUGUUAUUUUGCACUUCUAGUAAAAGAAAUGGCCCACAAAUGUGCAAUUACCCCCUUAAAUUUUUUGGUUUGCUUAACCACCUGAGCUUCCAACACUUGGCACUUCAUCCUUUGAGGUUGUUUUGGGAGUGGUUUCAACAUCGUGGCCAUCAUGUAACUGAAAUCGGUCGCAGGGGGAAGUUCUGGGUGGUAAGAGCAUCUACAACUGGAAUGGGAUUAUUUGGCCCCUUAUAACUUGGACGCGUCCAGAUGGUGUCUGCGCUUGUCCGUUUUGAACUCUCAUUUGUCCGUGCACGCAGCCAUGUCGCCCAAAUGGGUGAAGAGUUGACACUCAUAAUAUCUCAGAAGGGUAAAGCGGACUCAAAACUAUUGGCGAUAGUUGCAUAUUUGCUAUAUAUUUCACCUCUAGAAUUUGGUCCAGGCAGCUAAAUUUUUGUUGAUUUCUUACUUGCAUGUUUCCAUUGAUGAGGUGUGCAUGCAACCGCAGUAGAAGAAAUUUAGAGAUGACACCAGGAAUUUUGUUGUAAAACAUAAUUCAAACUCUGAAAAUCAGCUUCAUAAAACUAUAAUCUAUCCCUUUGAAAUUUUGUUGAUGGGGUAAGGUGCUGACCAUCUCUUUUCUACUCUCCUCUGGAAUGCCAUCACACACAGCCAUGAAUAGUAUGACUAAGCAGAGCUGUACAUAGUGACUUGCUGGGACAUAAAAUUACUAUUCCCUUUGAAUCCUUUGCGGUGGCAUCUUAGUACUUACAUUUGCAAUAAAGGUCCUAAUUAUAAGUAAUCCUUUUGCAUUGACAUGAUUCUUUCCACUGUU
Messenger RNA from Triticum dicoccoides, 2539 nucleotides. Its product is annotated as DNA-binding protein EMBP-1-like. The record is from RefSeq and is a predicted model, not a curated record. The transcript is spliced from 8 exons. Gene Ontology annotation, biological process: regulation of DNA-templated transcription. Gene Ontology annotation, cellular component: nucleus. NCBI's taxonomy places the organism in Eukaryota, Viridiplantae, Streptophyta, Magnoliopsida, Poales, Poaceae. Bases 168 to 1109 code for a protein of 313 amino acids. Gene Ontology annotation, molecular function: sequence-specific DNA binding; DNA-binding transcription factor activity.